AGCCUUGAGCCCCUAGACGCAGGGGCAGAUCUAGCGGGGAGGGAUGAGGCAGGAAUGGGGGACUAGGAGCAGGGCUACCACAGGCCUUACUGGGGACCUCCUCCCACCCAGGCAUGGCUAAAUAGAGUGACCAGCAGUCCCCAGCUGCCCGGGGAUGGAAUGGGCUGUAAGGACACUUGGGCAAAUGCUAUCCUGCCCGAGGUCCUGAAAUCACCCUCUGCAGUCUCCCUUGUACCCCAAGACCAGCCUGAGGAUGCUGGAGGAGGGUGGAAGAGGAAGAGAGUAUGUGUCAGGACUCUGAGGUGUGGAAUGGACCCAAAGGCCAUCUGCCCAAGACCCUGAUGACUGGCAACAAAAACUCCAUGCACUAGAGGCUGUGUUUCACUUCCAGCAUCCCACUCCACAGGUACCACAUGCCCAGCUACCGAUGCCUCUGACCUCGCCAAUGACCCAGGUAACCUUUGUGGAAACAGCAGUGCCAUUACUAACUUAGAGUCUAAAAGCAUCAGAUCCCUAACAGAAUGGAGCCUGAUAACAUCUAAAGAUGGAAGAAGGAAAAUCCUGCUGCAAGCCUCCUUAUAAACACCCACAUGCAUCUCUGACUAUCCUGAGGCUCAUUUCCACCACCACUACCAUUGUCAGUGUUCUGAAGUCCAGGAUCCUUCCAUUUCCAGGCAAGAAUUCACCCUUGGUGUCACCUCAGUCAAGGAGUCAGUUGGAGAAUUGGCUGCCCUCUGCUCUUGAGCACAGGAUCUCUGUAGCUCUGGACCCCCUGGCAGGACUGAAGCAGGAGCAGAGUGGAGGCUGUUACCAAGACCAGACCAUCAUCACCCCUGGAGCCUGCAGGGGUCUCAGAAGCUGAGACCUCCCACUGAAGCUCCCACCUCAUUUCCUCCACACAGAGCCAGCCCCCAAGCUGGAAAAGGAGCUCCUAGAAGGAACUUCCCUUCCCAGGCUUCCCAGCUGGAGUCUCAUCCUUCUGAGGAGGGUCAGCCUGGAGCAUGCAUCAGGACGGGAUCAGCAGCAUGAACCAGCUGGGGGGACUCUUUGUGAAUGGCCGGCCCCUGCCUCUGGAUACCCGGCAGCAGAUUGUGCGGCUAGCAGUCAGUGGAAUGCGGCCCUGUGACAUCUCACGGAGCCUUAAGGUAUCUAACGGCUGUGUGAGCAAGAUCCUAGGGCGUUACUACCGCACAGGUGUCUUGGAGCCUAAGGGCAUUGGGGGAAGCAAGCCACGGCUGGCUACACCCCCUGUGGUGGCUCGAAUUGCCCAGCUGAAGGGUGAGUGUCCAGCCCUCUUUGCCUGGGAAAUCCAACGCCAGCUUUGUGCUGAAGGGCUUUGCACCCAGGACAAGACUCCCAGUGUCUCCUCCAUCAACCGAGUCCUGCGGGCAUUACAGGAGGACCAGGGACUACUGUGGACACAGCUCAGGUCACCAGCUGUUUUGGCUCCAGCUCUCCUCACUCCCCAUAGUGGUUCUGAGACUCCCCGGGGUCCCCACCCAGGGACCGGCCACCGGAAUCGGACUAUCUUCUCCCCAAGCCAAGCAGAGGCACUGGAGAAAGAGUUCCAGCGUGGGCAGUAUCCUGAUUCAGUGGCCCGUGGAAAGCUGGCUGCUGCCACCUCUCUGCCUGAGGACACGGUAAGGGUCUGGUUUUCCAACAGAAGAGCCAAAUGGCGUCGGCAAGAGAAGCUCAAGUGGGAAAUGCAGCUGCCAGGUGCUUCCCAGGGGCUGACUGUACCAAGGGUUGCCCCAGGAAUCAUCUCUGCACAGCAGUCCCCUGGCAGUGUGCCCACAGCAGCCCUGCCUGCCUUGGAACCACUGGGUCCCUCCUGCUAUCAGCUGUGCUGGGCAACAGCACCAGAAAGGUGUCUGAGUGACACCCCACCUAAAGCCUGUCUCAAGCCCUGCUGGGGCCACUCGCCCCCACAGCCGAAUUCCCCGGACUCACGACUGCUUUGCCUUCCUUGCCCUUCCUCCCACUGUCCCCUGGCCAGUCUUAGUGGCUCUCAGGCCCUGCUCUGGCCUGGCUGCCCACUACUGUAUGGCUUGGAAUAAGGCAGGAGUGGGAAGGAGAUGGCAUAGGGAGGAUCUAAUACCAUCCUGCCCAUUGUCCUUACUGUCCUGCCCAUACAGACUGUGGCUCCUUCCUCCUUCCUGUGAUUGCUCCCUCCUGUGUGGACCUUGCCUGGCCCUGCCUCGACGCCUCUCCGGCACAUCACCUGAUUGGAGGGGCUGGUAAAGCAACACCCACUCACUUCUCACACUGGCCUUAAGAGGCCUCCACUCAGCAGUAAUAAAAGCAGUUUUUAUUA
Molecule: messenger RNA, 2314 nt
Organism: Symphalangus syndactylus (siamang)
Lineage: Eukaryota; Metazoa; Chordata; Mammalia; Primates; Hylobatidae
Gene: PAX4
Product: paired box 4
Biological process (GO): anatomical structure development; regulation of transcription by RNA polymerase II
Molecular function (GO): DNA-binding transcription factor activity, RNA polymerase II-specific; RNA polymerase II cis-regulatory region sequence-specific DNA binding
Source: RefSeq, a predicted model, not a curated record